AUGCUAAAACUUAUAAAUCCAAAGAUUCAAAGAGUCAAUCCAAGAUUGGUUCAAUACCAAUCAAAAAGAACACUUAUAUCAUUUGUUAGAAAUGCUCUAGGGAUGGAUCCACCUCCAUCUCCAGAUGAACCAAGUGUGGAGAAUAGAUUCCAUCCAUGGGAUUCUUCACCAUCUCAAGAUUUAAGACAUAGAGCUGCCACUAUAAGAGCUUUAGCUAAAUGUCCAGUGACAAAAAAAGAAAUUAAUUAUACAUGUCCUUAUAGUGGUAUACCAACUCAUCAUUCAAAAGAAGCUUGGGAACAAGAUGAAGAAUAUCAUCGUACAAAAAAAUAUGAAAUUUUGAAAAAAGUUAAUAUAUAUGAACAUGAUUUAAGAUCUGGUCGUGAAUUCCCAGAAUUUGAUUUCCCUGCUGGUCAAGAAUUUGAUUCUCAAGUUAAUUUAUCAAAUUGGGAUUUAUUUUUCUAUACAAGAAAUUUUUAUUCAAUGGAUACUGAAUUUCAAUUAGCUGCAGUUACCAAAAUGCUUUCAUAUCCAACAACUAUUGGUACAUUAUUACAUCAAUUUUCUCCAUAUCAAUUAAAUCCAAAAGGUCCAGUUACAUUAGAAGGUUUAAAAUCUUUAGCCGCGUUACGUUAUUCAUUAUAUCCAGAUUUAAGAACUUCAACAAUUAAAGAUCGUCCUCUAAGAUUAUUUAUUAUUGGAUCAAGAGCAGAAGGUCAAUUACCUGCACAUGUUUGGAAACAAUUAACAUUUUUAUUCCCAACAACUGAUUUUGAAUUACAUUUUAUUGGACCUGAAUCAUUUUAUGAUUCUGAAAAAAAACAAUUUAUUCAAAGUUCAAGACCAAUUGUUAGAAGAAUUGAUUCAAAUAUGAAAUUUAUUUAUCAUACUGAUUAUUUCCAUGUUUUCCAUGAAGCUCAAGAUUUUUUCCCUUAUGAUCCUUAUUUAGAUUCUUUUUUCCUUUUCCAUCCAGGUCUUGGUUAUCCAGAUGUUAAAGAUUUAUGGAAAAAAACAAUGCCAGGUCUUUUGGAUUCAAAAUGUCCAAUUUUCAUUACAGGUUAUCAUGAUAAGGAUUCUCAAACUGAUUGGAAUUGGUUAAUGGAAAAUUUUGAAGAUGAUUUAGAUGUUUUAAUGAAUAUUGAAGAAAAUUUAUUCUCUUCAACUAAAUGGGAAUUAAAUGAUAUUAAUCCUCAUGAAGUUUAUAGAUAUAACAAAAAUUUAUUUGCCAUUAGAGGUAAACGUUAUCAUGCUAUUUAUCAAUGA
Molecule: messenger RNA, 1263 nt
Organism: Hansenula ciferrii
Lineage: Eukaryota; Fungi; Ascomycota; Saccharomycetes; Phaffomycetales; Wickerhamomycetaceae
Gene: MSS51
Product: Mss51p
Exons: 1
Coding region: 1-1263 (420 amino acids)
Biological process (GO): mitochondrial respiratory chain complex IV assembly
Cellular component (GO): extrinsic component of mitochondrial inner membrane
Source: RefSeq, a predicted model, not a curated record